AUGCCUCCCAAAUCUCCCGUUCACGACCCGGAAUCCUCUCCGAACCCCGAGAAGUCUCCUGUUCUCAACCCAGAGUCCCCUCCGACGUCCAAGAAGUCGCCCAAGAUAACCAUGACCAAAAAUGCUGUCAUGAAGUUCUGGCGCAGUUUCUCAGGUGACGGCCCCGCACCAGCUCCCUAUGCCUAUCACGGGGCAGUCAUACCGAUCGCCGUUCGAAACGAAAAUGAAAUGCGAUCAGGCUUGGUCGAAGUCACCGUCGGUCCCACCCGUACAAAGGACAGCGUCUUCUACGUCAGCCAGGACUUAGUGCGCAAAGGUGGACCCUACCUCGAGGACAAGCUCGAUGCCGUAUACAAAAAAGGCAGCCAGCUCUUCGCAAAAUGGACUUUGACCUUGCCAAACGACGAGCCGGACGUCUUUCAGACCUUUUGCGCACUCACGCCUCACGGAAUGGGCGAUGUUAUGCAACAGGAGCAACAUCGGAAGGAUUCAGCAUUCCCCCAGGAAGACGCCAACCUAAUCCCACUGUCGGAUGACUACGUAGGGUGCCCCAGCCCCGAAUCCAAGAAGAGGCAGAUCCUCAAGCCGAGGCACGCGCGCUAUGUCUUCGAGAAGGUUGGGAGGCAGACCGGCUUCACCCAACUAUACGACUUCAUUCUCGGGUUGUCCGUCCAGGAGGAGUAUCUCACCAAGAUGGAAGCGCCGCAUGUCAAGGUCGCUUGGCGCGAAUUGCUCCAUGAGUACACGGACUUUAUGGCCGAGAGGAAUAAGCUGCUGAAUACGGCCGAAAUCCGUGGAGGAGAUGGUGGCGGAGGGGGCAGCGAAGGUGUCUGCUGCGGAACAGCACUGAACGCGUUUAUGGGAUCGACGCGAUCACCUCUGGUGCCUAUGGAGCCUCAUCAAUCCCCAUUUGAAAAUCCAUCCUUCGAACCUGAUUUUCAGUCGGCAACCACGACAUGUCCGCCACUGCCAGGCCGGUCAGUGCCACCCCUCAACCCACAGUUUCCGCCGCAAUUCUACCACAUACCCAGCAAGAAACGAAGAGCCAAGCCAACCAGCUUCCAGAGAGUUGAAGCUACAAACAAGAUCGUGCAAGAUGCCCUCCAGUGCCAAGCCGUGUCAGACAUCGUCGUCCCUCAAGCAAAAGAGAAGGACACGCCCUGGAGGAAGGACUUUCUGGACGCCUUCAAAGCCCGCUCAACUAACAAGAGUGAGCUCUCUGAGAUCAAGGAAGAGCUCAAAGAGCAGGGCAAGAAGCUAAACAAUCUCGAGGAGCUAGGAGCCAAACUGGAGGCUGUCGAAGCAAGGCUCAACGUCGUCCCUUCCGCAUUCAAAGCCCAAAAAGGCUUCAUCAUCCCGAGUGAAGAAGAGGGCGCACGCCCAGGACAGUCCUCUCGAAGAGCGGCCUCCAAAAGCACCUCGAACCAGCACACCCAACCGCAAGUAUCUGCUCCAGAUCACCCACCGCUUCCCCAUGAUCUCCAUGAUGACCCGCCGGCUAACACCCACGCGCACCCGAUCGUCGCCGCCCAAGUUCAGCCGCCGGUCAGCAAUAACGAUGACGUGCCCUCACUCGUCGAAGCAGAAAUAGCGGGCAAACCUAUCAGAGGUUCUUCGGGAGGCAGGGGCGUGCUUCUGCCCCCAUCAGUGCUCAGCGCAUUCGUCGAUACCAUCGAAAGCUGCAUGGGGAAGGUGAGUGUGUCGGGCUCAUCGAAGCCAGGCAAGGACACCUGCUUGCUGCAGAGGAGAGACAAGAAGCAGAGCACUUGGGACACCACCGACCACCAUGAGGCUCACAGAGAGUACGUAGCCCGACGGACAUACUGCGUUCAAUACACAGGGGCGAUGUUCAAGGUGUAUGCGCCAUCUGAGAGCAACAGGAGGGCAAGUGAGGAGCGGGAAGUCGGGGUGUGGGCCUCAUCGACAAUAGCCUGCCGUCCUUUGCCAGGUAAUGCGAUUGAGAGAUGA
Messenger RNA from Trematosphaeria pertusa, 1968 nucleotides. RefSeq lists its product as uncharacterized. The transcript is spliced from 6 exons. NCBI's taxonomy places the organism in Eukaryota, Fungi, Ascomycota, Dothideomycetes, Pleosporales, Trematosphaeriaceae. The coding region runs from base 1 to 1968 and encodes 655 amino acids. The record is from RefSeq and is a predicted model, not a curated record.